Williopsis jadinii is the source of this 3489-nucleotide messenger RNA. It is a transcript of the gene SMC6, whose product is annotated as DNA repair protein SMC6. Gene Ontology annotation, biological process: double-strand break repair via homologous recombination. Gene Ontology annotation, cellular component: nucleus; site of double-strand break; Smc5-Smc6 complex. The record is from RefSeq and is a predicted model, not a curated record. Gene Ontology annotation, molecular function: single-stranded DNA binding; damaged DNA binding. The transcript is spliced from 2 exons. Bases 62 to 3406 code for a protein of 1114 amino acids. Lineage: Eukaryota; Fungi; Ascomycota; Saccharomycetes; Phaffomycetales; Wickerhamomycetaceae.
AGUAAACAACAGGAAACAGUCAACAGCAGCGAUUCUCAUAGUCUUCCUUUGAUGAUUAAAGAUGACCAUCGAAGCCGGCGAUAAGAGAAGAGAUGCAGAGAUCGAGGAGGAGAUGCUCUACGCGGAAUCCAUCCUAGAACACGAUGAUCAGCAUGAUGAUGAUAAGAUUGAUGUUAAUGCCUUUCUCACUCAGAAGGAAGCGCCUGAGAACAUCCACAAGAGACGCAAGAGGAUUAAAUACGCGAUGACUCAGCAACAUUUGCAAAUGGCGAACGUGACCCAGGAGCAAAUUGCGAAGAGACCCGUUGCUGGUGUCAUCAAGCGCGUUUCCUUGAAGAAUUUCAUGUGCCAUGCCAACUUUGAGCUGGAGCUUGGCCCAAGACUUAACUUCAUCAUUGGUCAUAACGGUAGUGGUAAGUCUUCCAUCUUGACUGCCAUUUCUGUUUGUUUAGGAGCCAAGGCAACGGAGACAAACAGAGGAAACAGUUUGAAAGAUUUGAUAAAGGAGGGGACCAACAUGUCCCAGAUCAAAGUUGUGCUGUCCAAUGUUGGUGAUUAUUGCUUUGAGCCGGAAAAGUAUGGCGAUGAGAUUAUCAUUGAAAGAACAAUCAGAAGGGACGGAAGUGGUGCAGUCCCGUAUAUCAUCAGAUCGGAAACGGGGAAGAAGAUUUCUUCUAAGAAGUCUGAUCUUGAUACUAUCUUGGAUGCAUUUUCCAUUGCUGUUAGUAACCCGAUGGUGUUUCUUUCCCAAGAUCAAGCACGUUCUUUCUUGACGGCAAGUUCUGACGCAGAUAAAUAUCGACAUUUUAUGAGAGGCACAUUAAUGGAGGACAUUGUUAAUAACUUUAUGAAAGUUAACGAUACAAUCGAGAAGAUUGAUACCAAGCUUAUGAGAUUGAAGGAGAGUACCAUCGCCUUGAAGGCCAAGGCCACAGAAGCAAGAGAACUUCAUAUGCGUCUGAAAGAAUCCGAUCAGUUACGGAGAAGUGCAUUUCUGUACCGUGGUAAGUACUUUUGGAUGGAACACCAAAGUAUAAAGGAGUCUAUGGAGGCGUCAAGAGUGCGCUAUGAAGAGUCUCUGAAUCAGAUUGCCGAAAUUGACAAUCUCAUUGAUGAGAACAAUUUAAAGAUUGACGCUCUCCAAAAGAAAAAGAGUGGCUUGGAUGGAAAGCUUGAGAAAUUGAGACAGGAUUUGACAGAUAUUAAGCCUAAGUACAGCUCUCAAAAGGAUCUAACCAACACAGCUACUCGUACUGCUGAAGAUCUCGUCAGUAAUUUGGAAAAGAACAAUGCCGAACUCAAGAGUUUUGCUAAACAGAUUGCAUCACUCGAAAAGCAUAUCGCAAAAGAGGAGGAGAAACUUCGAGAAAAGAAUGGUGGGUCCAAGGAUGCUCUUAAACAACGGCUUGAAGAUUUAGUCCAAGAAGAUACAGACUUGAGUAGAAAGCUUAAUGAGUUGAGACAGCGAGAGAACAGCACCAGAACUGCGAGCCAUGAGGCUUAUUCUGCACUGGAUAACGAAAUUCGUGAAAAAGCAGAGUCUCUUAAUGAUGCUAGACAAGAGUUGAACCGUAUCAAGCAGGGCUCUAAGCAACACAAUCCGCUAGCUCUACUCAACAAGAGUGUUCAAGAUGUUGUACAUCACCUGAAGAAUACACGAUUCUCAGACCGUGUCAUUGGCCCGAUUUCAAGUUACACAUUCGUGAAGUCGGAACAUAAAAAGUGGACUCAAUUGAUUAAUGCCCAAUGUGGUGCUCAUGUCAACACAUUUAUCGUCCGAAACGCAAACGACCAGAGACAGUUAAAGAAACUUCUGGAUAAAUUUCAUUGUCGCUCAACCAUCUUGAUCAGAAGACCUGAAAGAUUCGACUUUUCCAAUGGAAAACCAAACGGUGACUAUUUGACGGUUUUAGAUUGCCUCGAGUUCACGGACGAUGAUGUCAAAUACGCCCUGAUCGAUCUCGCCCAUCUUGAAAGUGUUGUAUUAUGUGAUGAUAGGUAUCAAGCACAAAAUGUAGUGGAAGAUCGUUCAUCAAAUGUUCUCGUUGCAUUGUGCCCUGUGGAUCCGAGACAAGGUCUUCGCCAGCAGAAGAGAUCUGCUCACGGUGCCUUCAUGAGUGAUCCUCUAUAUUAUGAAAAUAUUCCAAAAAUUGGAGUUCAGAAUGCUUCUGCAGAUACUUCGGGAAUUGAAGAAAAUAUUGAACACCUUAAACGUGAGGUUGCCGAGUUGAAGGGAAAGAAGGAAAAUGCUGUGAAUGAAGCCAAUGAAAAGUCAAGGAAAAUCAAUAACGAGAUCAAGGAGAUACAAAACCACAAGAGGAAGCUUGCAUCGGAAAAGUAUAACCUUGACUCCGCUCUUGAUGACUCAUCUGACUCUGCAAAGUUGAUUGAAUAUUCGAAUGCCAGGGAUGACCUUGUGCAAAGAAAGAGUACAUUAGAGCAGUCCAUACCAGACCUUCAGGAUCAAAUAUACCAUGCGCAGGAAAAAGCCAAGAGUUAUAACAGUGCACUUGUUGAGUUGAAACAGGAAGCCACCAAGCUCAGGGAGUUCAUGGAUGCUCUAAGAAACGACAAAAUAACUGUCGACACUGAUAUUGGAACCUGCAAUCAGACUAUUCAUCAUUUUGAGAGGCAAAAAGCACAACAACAGGAAGCUUUCAAAGAUUUCAAAAAGAAUGAACAGAAAUGGCAAGACAUGCUUCAGGAGUCUUUGGCGAAAGCACAAGAGGCUUGCUCAAAAGAGGAAGCUGAUAGACUACACGUCAAAAGCAUCGAAAACGUUCAAAGAGAAAUUCAAAGAAUCAAUGAAGAUAUCAAACGUGCUGAUGAGCUAUUGGGGAAAGAGCCAGAUGCUAUCAUCAAUGAAGAUGAAGAUGCUAGAAAAAGCUUCAACGAUGCUUUCCAUCUUUACUUGGAAACAAAUGAAGCCAAAAAGCUCUUAAUGGACUCAUUCAGUACAAGAUUAAAAGCAUUUAGAAACUCCCGUUCUGCAGCAUGUGGUGCAGCACAGAUGACAUUUAACAGUUCUUUGGAGUUCAGAAACUUUUCUGGUACUCUCGAGUUUGAUCACGGAAGAAGAACCUUGCAGAUGCUGGUGAGUACCAAGAAUGAUAAGAAACCAAGAAAUGUUGAUUCCUUAUCUGGUGGUGAAAAGUCAUUCUCUCAAAUUGCUCUGUUGUUGUCUACAUGGAAGCUUAUGCGUUCUAGAAUUAAGGGCUUGGAUGAGUUUGAUGUUUUCAUGGAUCAGGUAAACAGAAAGAUCGGUAUGAAGUUGAUGUUGAGCAAACUCUCGGAAGAUCUGGAAUCGCAAACUAUAUUCAUUACUCCUCAAGACAUUGGUCAGAUCGCUGAGCUGGAUGAGAAUCUUGUUAGAAUUCACAGAAUUAGAGACCCUCGUGCUCAUUAAGGACCGCUCUUGUUAAAUCUAUAUAAUAGUACAAUUAAAAGUUAUUUAUAGAUACUGAACGUUUAAUCUUCGUCUUCAUCGUC